GGGAUUUUCAGUCUGCUGUGAAAGGCUUAUCUUCGGUUAGAUGAGACAGACAGGUAGCGCAAAAGAAACCAAACCUGGAACCUGCAGCCCCACACCGAGCCUAAAUCUGCAGAGAGAAAGUGAUUGUGAGGAGUCUUUGGAAAAUGAACCGCUACGCCAUGCUCAAACAACUGGGAGAUGGCACCUAUGGAAGUGUGCUCCUGGGCAGAAGCAAUGAGACCGGGGAGCUGGUGGCCAUAAAAAGGAUGAAGAGGAAAUUUUAUUCUUGGGAAGAGUGCAUGAAUCUGAGGGAGUUAAAGUCUUUGAAGAAACUGAACCAUCCCAAUGUGAUCAAACUGAAAGAGGUCAUAAGGGAAAAUGAUAAUCUCUUCUUUGUAUUUGAAUACAUGAAAGAAAACCUCUACCAGCUCAUGAAUGAGAGGAACUGUGCAAUGUUUUCCGAAAAUGAGAUCAGGAACAUCAUGUUUCAAGUGCUGUCUGGCUUAGCGUUUAUGCAUAAACAUGGGUAUUUCCACCGUGAUAUGAAACCAGAGAACUUGCUCUGCAUGGGUCCGGAGCUGGUUAAAAUUGCAGAUUUUGGACUUGCAAGAGAAAUUCGCUCCCAGCCACCAUACACUGAUUAUGUGUCCACCAGAUGGUACAGAGCUCCAGAAAUUCUGCUCAAGUUUACCUCAUACAGCUCACCCAUUGACAUCUGGGCGGUGGGGUGCAUCAUGGCAGAGUUGUACACAUUUCGGCCAUUGUUUCCCGGCAACAGUGAGGUGGACGAGAUCUUUAAAAUCUGCCAGGUGUUAGGAAGUUUGAGGAAGGCUGAAUGGGCCGAGGGCUUCAUUUUAGCCAGCUCAAUGAACUUUCGCUUCCCAAAAUGUAUCCCAACCUGCCUCAGCUCUCUGAUUCCCAACGCCAGCAAUGAAGCAGUCACACUGAUGAAAGACAUGCUGCAAUGGGAUCCAAAGAAAAGGCCAAGUGCUGCUCAGGCUUUGCAGUAUCCAUACUUCUAUGUGGGUCAGGCACUUGGUGACCAACUCAAGUAUUCAAAGCAGCACAAAGUCCAGGCAAUGAUGGUCAAAGAAGCUGUGGACGCAAAUGCUUUGUCUCUGUGCAAGACAAGCAAGUUGGAGCCUAGUAAGACCCAUUCAGAGUCACAAACCUGCAGCCAGUCUCUCCAUCAGCCCCUUCAGCCUAUCCAGCUGUCCCAGCAAGCGGACACGCAACAACAAACAUGCCCCAGCAUGAUGUCAGAGGAACAGCAGGAACCACUCAGUUUGGUUAAAAACAGGCAGCUGAUAGCGACUACGAAAGGAGCAGCCACGGGGGCAGAGAACAGCCUUACCAGAGUGAGGGCUGGACGAAGACGAUGGGGCCAAAUGUCUAUUAAGUCAGUCGACAGUUGGGACACUUCUGAUGAUGCAGACGUUGGAGUUUCCAUCUCUAAAAAACCAACAAUGAAUUCUUUGAGGGAUGAAACCUUUGAUGUGCCCAGCAGUUGUUUUCCAGCAUCCGAGACGCCCACGCCAUUAAAACUAACAAGCAGCAAUGGAUUGGACAGAAGUGACUCCACAACACUGUCACCCAAGCAACACUAUCUGCGGCAGUCCAGAUAUCUACCAGUACAGGGUGUACCAUGCCUCUUGCCCGAAGUCAGCUGGGAUAGGCUCCAAUUCAGCACCCUAAUGAUGACACGUGGUAUAGACCCAAAAAGCAGCUCCUCAAUGGGGAACCAAGCAGUCAGUAGAAGCCUGUGGGAGAUCUUGGGUUUAGCUCGAGAACCGGAAGUGGAGCUGCCUCUUAUCAAAGAUUCCUUCAUGUCCAAGACAAACAUUUCACCAUGUGAGAAGUCAGAAACGAGGGAACAGAUGAUUCCACUGGCACAGAUAGGAGGCCCCUGUGCUGACUUUCCAUCCACAUGUUUAGUUGAUCUGUCAUCCCCCGCUGAUCUUAAGAUUGACUCAAAAAUCAAACUGUCCAAGAGUGGGAUCUUCUCUAAUAAAGAGAUCCAGAGAGACCACGAUGACUUCAGAUCUCCUCAAGUCCCUUGUACAAGUACAAGCUUCUCAGGAAUGAAUACUUUCUCCAGAAACACGAACAUCCCACCAGUACAUGGACGAGUAGACUGGACUGCUAAAUAUGGAGGCAAUCGAUAAAAUCGGGGUGAUUAAUGUACAGGACUAUGAGCUGAAUACCGUCUAUUGUCUAUCUCUUACUUAGAAUUUAAAUAUGGGACAGUGUGAUUGACUGCUGUUAUCACUAUUGCUGGGAUUGUUGACACCCAUUUUCCCAUAAUGAUCCACAACCAUACCUUCACACAUGUUAUAUCUACAGCCGUCACGUCUUGACCACUCGUGGUCAUUCUCAUUGUCACACACAUUGAGCCUCAGUGUGCUUGGACACGGUCUGUGUAAGCUCUGCCCCUGUAUGGACCCAAAGUCCAGCUCUGAACUAGCCACCGUGACAGCUGAGUAACCCAAGUGAAAUCAUUAUUAUAGUAAUUUUAAAAAUAAAAACUAGCGCAUAUGAGAUACUGUCAGCUAUAUAUAAUUCCAUGGAGGACAAAAGGGGGAACCACAUCUUCCUUUCCAUGCAAUGGACAAGUGAACAGGACUUUUUCGUGGUCACAAAUUGCGAGUGGUGUUUUUUUAAUGUGGAGGUGAACUAAUGCAGUGGUUCCCAAGCCUUUUAGUCCAAAAUACCUUCAGACAUUUGACCCCAGCCUUGUAGCCACUACUCCUGUGUAAACCCACCAUUCAGCACAGUGAAAUGUUUGGGUUUGUGUAUAGUGAUAUGAAGGUGGUUUAUGUAAAUCAAUGCUUGUGAGAAAUACCCGUGUUGUUUUGGUCGUGGUGCACUAGAGUCAGUGCUAUUAUGGCUGUGUCUCAGAUCGAGCACUUCCGUCAUUACACUAUGUGUAUAUAUACAUUACAAUAUGUAUAUUGUGUACACUAUGAACUUGAGGGCACAAAUGUUGACAGUGUAGUGUUUUCUCAAAUCCAUUACUGUCGUUGCGGACUUACUGCAAGUAUAAAAUCACUUUCCCUCGCUAUGAGUUGCCCCUCAGCUGCCAUUAUUUCACGUUACUCCCUCCCCUUCUGUUCAGUGUUUCCAAAUCCUCAGUAAGGAAAUGAGCUAUUGGCUGCCCUAGACGCUGUGAGAAGUUAUUCAAUUAUGUCUAAUUUGCAUAAUUGGUUCAGUUCCUGCAUAUUAAUUGUCCAAAGGAUGUACAGUACAUCUCACCUUCGCAUACGCCUUCUCAAAUUUCGGCUCAACAUUUGAAUUAAGUGACUGUUUAACACAUCAGGCCCAAUAACUCCCAGUCUCUCUUUAAUUGCCAUUGUUCGCUCACGAUUGAGGAAGCUAACAAGAUAAUGGGUCAGUGAGGUUGCUCACUGAGUUGAUUGUCCAAAAACCACUGCCUCUAGUGUGUUGGAAGAAAAUUGCAUGACAUACAUUCAACCCCCAUGAAAAUCUAUAAAAGGAUCAAGAUGGCAUCAGAUGGGAAUGUAGUGACUACACCGGAGCAUAAUCCAGGCUCAAGAAUGAUAUGUACUUUAAAAUCAGUCUCCAAAAACACCACAGUCACUAGAUUUUUUUUUUUUAAGUCACCAUCGGGGCCUGAAUACUUGCGAAAUAUAGAAACAAAGUCAAUAAGUUGGCAACACUGCUCCCCUUCCACCACGUGUAGCCAAGAUGGAAACUGAGGGUGAUGAGCAUCCCAUCACUGCGCACUCAGCAUUUUGCAUGAGUGUGAACGUAUUAAGUGUAAGUACAGAAGUGUGCGAAUUGAGACAGAGCUUCUUUGUUUGGUGACAAAAAACAGCAUCCAGGUCAGUUGUUAAUUCACUUGUAAAUAAAUGCCAAGUGGCUGCAAUGACUAUUUCUAAGAUAAUAUGCCAAAUAAAAAUAACAUCACACUAAAAUGUGGGUUUGAUGGACUAAUGAACAACAACAGCAUCACCUGUGACCCACAGAGCGGCUAACUGUUGGUGGAAGAUGAUUUAUUAAUGCAGACAGAAUUCUAAACUGUCAUGCUAUGGUGUUAUUUGCACUGCAGUACUAUAUGCACUUGGUGUCAUUUCACCUUCUAAACCUCACAUCAGGGGUCUUUAAUUGUUCUGGCCAAAGAAAAAUAACUUGAUUGCUGCUGUCCUCAUUGUGGAGUUGUCAAUUUAAACUAAAGUCAACUAUGUGAUCACCUUAAUUAUACUGCAUAUAUAUAUAUAUAUAUAUAUAUAUAUAGCUUGAUAUACAGCUUGAUGCAAUGACCUCAUCACAGUGAUUAUUAAAUGUUAUACUGUGUUAUUAAAUUUGUUGUCCUUCUUCCAGAAAGUCUUCCACCAUUUUGUUGAAUUCUUCAGCAAACCUCAGAUGGAGAUUGUGUUUUCCCUCUGGCAUCAGAUGCAAUCUAAAUUUAGGACAUAAAAAUUAGCACAGACAGUAUACUGCUUAUAUUACACUUUGGAAAAAACUAAAGAAAAAUUGGUGCCUGAUUUUAGACCAGAUUUUAGGGAUACUGACUGUGAUCGAGUUUUCAAGUUUUUCCUCAAGCGGCUCCUGCUUUGUUUCCACAUUACUUGUAGGAAACAGUUUUAUUAAUUAAACAGGAAAUAAUAAUUUGUAGACAUCAAUCCUUGUGCCCAAUUGGUCGUAUGUAUAACAAUUAGGAGUAUAUCAUAUCUCAGUAAUGAAAGCUGAUGCAGAAAACCAUUUAUAGCAUAUUUAGAAUCAGUGACCAAAAUUGACCUAAAAAAGAUCUAAUAUGCAAAUUCACUGAACUACUGUACUGUAUGUGUUCCCCAGUGGGGAAAAUAAGUAUUACAAUAAGUUAGACUAGUAUGUCUACCCCCUUACAAAUAUACGAACAGUGCAGAAUAUUAUGGUAGGUUUAUUGUGUCAGAGAGAGACAGAAUGUAAAAACAAUCCAGAAAGAAAAUUAAGGCAAUAAAUGAACAUGUGAAAGUAUUUAAUCCCCUACCAACCAGCAAGCAUUCUGACCCCACAGAUCGAUUAUGUGCCCAUGAAGAACACAAGUUAGUCCUGUCCCUUUUGGAAAGUACUCAUCUCAAUUUGCUGUGUGGAUAAGAGACACACCUCUACCCUAACCCCAACUCUCCUCGAGUAGCUAAAAGACACAUACUAACUUUUCUUCCCCUCACCUGAAUCCUCUCUUCCAUGCAAGAUUUCACCUAGUGGAGUAAGAAUGGAGUGACCAGUCUUUUUUUUUCGGUUUGAACGACAAUUUUUAUGCAGUUUAACUUGUAAUUGUUUAGUCUUUGUCGGUAAACCACAAUUAUAUGCUAGCCGGUGGUGGUGGUCUUUGGUUGAAAAAAAAAAAAAAAAGUAAUUUUGAGCAGAUGAGAUAUAGCAGCUUUAAUUUAAUUUUUAUGGUCUUUUUUUAUAUAGCACCAGAUCACAACAGAAGUAAUUUAAGGAUACCUUCAUAUAGAACAGUUCUAUACUGUACAUUGUUCUUUAAUUAUCUAUUCACACAAAAGCAUGUGAUAUCUUUACAAUUUCUCAUCUGCCGAGAAACAAUCACAAUAAUUAAACGACUUGCAUGAGGACCAAUUUGGAGUAUUUCUAGUUCUUUGCAUAAUGAACGUUUUUGAAGUGUAACUAGAGUAACAAUACAGUUACCUAUGCUGCACGUUGUAAUCUGUGCACAUGUUUUUUACAUUCUGUCUCUGUUACAAUAAACGUACCAUAACAAUUCUGGGCUGUUCAUAUAUUUGUACGGGGGUAAACUUGAAAAAAUCCUCAGGGGAUGAAAUAGUCAUUGUAUUUUGCAUAGUCUCACCGUGAUCCCUGGAUAUGUUUGACAAGGAAGUGCGGGUGGCAGCUCGGGACCAUGGGAUCUUUUUCUCCAUGAAUGAUCAGAGUCGGACAGCUGAUUAGGGGCAGAAGUUCAAUGCAGAUGUUUCCUAAAAAAAAUGUGGCAUUUAUUAUACUGUAUAAAAAAGAAAGUAAAAUUACAUGUGCUGUACAGUAUACCAACAAUGUGAGAUUCACACAAAAAACACUUUCUCAAAAUUAGAAAUAAGUUUGGAAGAACGAAAACACUGACAUAUUGAACUUGAAUCAUUGGCAAAAUCGUGGACAGAAACGAUGAUGAUGCCAUGGCAGGAACUUUCUAAGCAUCCAGACCGUACAGGACCGUAGGUGCCGUAGAGAAACGGCAAAGUUUGGAUAUUUCCAAGGGCCUCUGACUGACAGGGCCCCAAAACAAUAGGUAAUUGUUAAAAACCCAACGUGUUUUUUUUUUUCAUGGGGCCCAGAAUUCCUGGAGGCACCCCUUUGUCCAAUCAUAUCAUUCCUGACAUGCUACUUAUAAAGUUGGAGGUAUUUGCAUCAUAUCCUAGAAGUACCAUGAAAGACUACUGUAAGUCGUAAUAAUCAGCAUUAUGGUUCUCAAAAUAUUUAGGGGCUUUUUUUGGCUCAGCAACCACUUCUCUCACAAGCAUUUUCUUAAGAAAUUGAGAUUUCUAUCUUUGUUUUAUUUAUUAAUGAAGGAAUAUACACUGUGUCCCAAAAAAACGUAUACACCAAUACUCUCCGCGUUCACCAGAUCUCACACCACAACAUUUUUUUUAUGGGCAUAGCUAAAAGACAAAGUCUACGCUAUGAGAGCUGCAGCGGUCGCUAAAUUGAGAGCAGCCACUGAACAUGAAUGCACGCAAACACCAAGGAAAUUAUUUUGUGAUGUGUGCAAUUCCAUUGUUUCACGUUGUCAGUAGUUGUGUGGACCAGAACGGAUGUCAGGC
Messenger RNA from Dunckerocampus dactyliophorus (ringed pipefish), 6755 nucleotides. Its product is annotated as serine/threonine-protein kinase MAK-like. Gene Ontology annotation, molecular function: protein serine/threonine kinase activity; ATP binding. Bases 144 to 2144 code for a protein of 666 amino acids. Gene Ontology annotation, cellular component: cilium; nucleus; cytoplasm. The record is from RefSeq and is a predicted model, not a curated record. Gene Ontology annotation, biological process: intracellular signal transduction; protein phosphorylation; cilium assembly. The transcript is spliced from 16 exons. Lineage: Eukaryota; Metazoa; Chordata; Actinopteri; Syngnathiformes; Syngnathidae.